AUGGUGGAGAAAAUCCUCCUGGCCACCCCGGUGGACCCAGUGGAGGCGCUUGUGGGCCGGGCCCUACUGGUGGUAUGCCAGGACGACCCGGUUGGGGUCCCCCCGGGGGAAUCGGUACUCCUGGCAGAGGAACAAUUGGCGGCAGUCCCGCUGGCAGUGGUACUGCAGAGCUACAAGUUGUGGCUCCGGCUCCUCGCCAAGAAGGACCUCGUGCUGACCACGGCCAUCGAGGAAGCCACCACGGCUGAGUCCUCCGCCCGGCCUGGCCGUCUGGGUGACCGGGCCGCACCGUCCCCCCGUGAUCCGGUUCCAGUCCACCACGAGAGUGCCGGCAAUGCGGCCUCCAGCGACGAGGACGAGGCUCACAAACUGAGCGACCGAGGGGCCUCUCGGGGGCACCGGGCACAGGGCACCACAGACCGCCCAUGCGCGAGCUGUGGCGAGCGACAUGACCGCCGCUCCUGCCGGUUCCCCAACGCCUCUUGCCGAGCUUGUGGUAGAAUCGGCCACAUUGCCAAAGUCUGUCGCUCAAUGCAAAAGGGUCGGUCUUCACGCCCAGCCAGGAAAGAUGGUGGCCCGCGCCCCAUCCACGACUUGGAUGACGAUGAGCCCGCCAGCGGCCGCCGAGGUCGCCACGACACCGAGCUGCACAGCGUCUCCCUCCACAAGGUGCACGGCGCUGACAAGGUCUCCAUCGUCGUUGAGAUCGGCGCCUCCCUCCCCGAGCUGCGACCGUCCCGCAUCACCAUUUGGGACUACCAGAUGCGCCAGGUGCCGGUCCAGGGGGAGGCCCGCGUGCCCGUCUGUUUCCAGGGCUGCUCCAGGCGCCUCCACCUCAUCGUGGUCAAAGGUCCUCGCGCAAGCCUCCUGGGGCUAGACUGGUUUCCGGCCCUCAGCCUCCACAUCGGUGGCAUCCACCGCAUCAGCCAGGCCGCCCUUGACGACGUUUGGGCGGAGUUUGAGGACAUGUGGAAGGGCCCACUGGGCUGCUACAAGGGGCCGCCGGGCCGCUUGCAUGUCGACCCCGCUGCUGCGCCCAUCCGCCUCAAGCCUCGCCGCGUCCCCUUCGCCCUCAAGCCCCGGAUCGACGCGGAGCUGGACUACCUCGUCGCUCAGAGCGUGCUGGUUCCAGUCCCCAACGCCCCCUGGGAGACCCUGAUCGUGACUCCGCUCAAGCCCAACGGGGACGUCCGCAUCUGUACGGACUACAAAUGUACUAUUAAUACGGCGCUGCGGCCGCAUGCCUACCCCGUGCCUGUUGUCAGCCACCUCCUGGCCUCCCUCGCUGGGGGUCAGACAAUUGUUACUCACCGGGGUGCCUUCCGGGUGACACGCCUGCAGUUCGGGGUCAGCACGGCCCCGGGCAUUUUCCAGAAUUUGAUGGAAGACCUCCUGAAGGGCUUGCCUAGUGUCGUCCCGUACUUCGAUGACGUCUUGAUCGCCACAAGCUCCGAUGACAAACUCCUGGAUCGCGUCCGCCACCACAAGCCACUUUUGCGGUUGUUCAUGCCGGAUCGACAGACGCCACAAAUCCUGUACCCCCGCAUGCUCCAGUGGUCAGUUUUUCUCAACGCCUACGACUUCCGGCUACUGCACCGCCCCGGGUCCAGCAUCGCAAAUGCCGACGCGCUCAACUGGUUGCUGCUCAAGGACUCCGACCCGGACCCGUCCCCGGCCUACAACGUCAUGCUGCUGGAGACCCUGCCUGAACCGCCCCUACAUGCCUCGGACAUUGCGGCUCACACAGCGAAAGACCGCACCCUCGCCCGCGUUUUGAACUGGGUGGGGAAGGGGUGGCCGGCUGCCAGACUGGAGGGCGAAUUCAAGCCCUUUUGCACGCAGCAGCACGAACUCUCGCUGAAUAAGGGGUGUCUACUCUGGGGGAACCGCGUCGUGGUUCCAGCCAAACUGCGCACCAAGGUCCUGGAGGCCCUGCAUGCCUGCCACCCGGGAAUAGUGCGCAUGAAGGCCCUGGCGAGGAGCUACGUUUGGUGGCCGGGCAUAGACGCUGCUGUGGAGGAGUGGGUGAGCCGCUGCCAGCCAUGCCAAGAGUCGUGGCCUGAGAUGCCACGAGCCCCGACCCACCAUUGGGAGUCCACCCACAAACCCUGGUCCCGCCUCCACAUAGACUUUGCGGGCCCGUUCCAGAGCAAAACUUUCCUGAUUGGGGUGGACUCCUACUCCAAGUGGCUGGAGGUCGCUGACGUAGGCUCUAUGACCUCGCGAGUGGUGGUUCAGGAACUGCGGAAGCUUUUUGCCACCCACGGCUUGCCAGACACGGUGGUCUCCGACAACAGGGCCCAAUUUACAUCCACAGAAUUCCAAGAGUUCAUGGCCAAAAACGGAAUCCACCACAAGACCUCAGCCCCGUUCCACCCUGCCACUAACGGACAGGCAGAGAGAAUGGUCCACACGACCAAGGAAGCGAUGUGGCGCAUUGAGUGCAACGACUGGGACAGGGGGCUGGCAGAAUUCCUCCUGUACCAGCACACUACGCCCAACUCCGCCACCGGAAAAAGCCCCGCAGAGCUCCUCAUGGGCCACCGUCCAAAAACGCCACUUGACCGGCUACACCCCGACCUUGCGCCGGAAUGCCCUCGCCACCGAGAAGAACCGGCAACCCCACGGGUCGUAGAGCAGGAUGCCCCCAUCUAUGCCCAUAACUAUGGAAUGGGCCCAGCCUGGAUUCCGGCUACCGUGCAAGACGCAACGGGCCCGGUAUCCUACCGGGUUGCCACCCCCGAGGGUCGAGUCCUCCAGCGACACAUCGAUUAG
Messenger RNA from Euleptes europaea (tarantolino), 2775 nucleotides. RefSeq lists its product as uncharacterized. The coding region runs from base 1 to 2775 and encodes 924 amino acids. Lineage: Eukaryota; Metazoa; Chordata; Lepidosauria; Squamata; Sphaerodactylidae. The record is from RefSeq and is a predicted model, not a curated record. The transcript has 5 exons. Gene Ontology annotation, biological process: DNA integration. Gene Ontology annotation, molecular function: nucleic acid binding; zinc ion binding.